Molecule: messenger RNA, 456 nt
Organism: Trypanosoma brucei brucei TREU927
Lineage: Eukaryota; Euglenozoa; Kinetoplastea; Trypanosomatida; Trypanosomatidae
Exons: 1
Coding region: 1-456 (151 amino acids)
Source: RefSeq, a predicted model, not a curated record
AUGGGAAGUGUGCACAUAUGUAUUUUUUUUUCCUGUGUAUGUGCGAGCGUGUAUGAGGGUGGAACGCAGAGAAAAAGGAUGGAAAGAAAACAAAAGAAGACCCGUUCGAUGUACAGUUUUGUUGUUUUUUUUUUCAAAAAAAGAAAGGAUUUUACUGCCGUUUUAACUUCUUUCCUUUUCUUUCCUUUCCUUUCUUUUUUUCUUUUUUGUCUCCUCUCCUUUGUCCCACCUACUUCUCAGGACGUGAUAAAGUGUAUAUUUACGGGAGAGCAUCACAAGAAAGCGACGGAAGCUUGGGGGACAAGCGCACACAUAAACAUACAUAAACACACACACACACACAAAAAGAAGGAAGCGAUGAAGGGGAAGGCAAAGGAGGGGAGUGAAAGGAGUUGUAUAAAAUUUGCAGGGCUGUUAGUGAGUGUUGCAUGCUUGAUUAGCUGCGGUAUGGAGUGA